AUGGAAACCCACCUCCGCCGGAGCUCGCCCCUCUUGUUCAUGCAGGUUCUCCUCUUCUCCUUCACCCGUUUACUUUUGGCGAGCUAUGGCAGUCUUCUGCCGGUAAUUGACGAAAACGGCAGCGACCUGCGGACGUACAUUGUUCACGUCAGCAAUCCCAAGGACGUGGUGUUCACCAGUCCGGAGGAUCGGGAGGCGUGGCACCGGUCCUUUCUUCCCUCCGGUGACCUGCAGUCCGGCAGGCCUCGGAUGGUCUUCUCAUAUGAGAAGGCCAUCAGUGGGUUCGCUGCGAGGCUCACACCGGAGGAAGUGGAGGCUAUGAGAAAUGUGGAAGGGUUCUUAUCGGCUCUCCCGGAUGAAGAACUGGAGCCUCUGACGACCUACACGUCGUACUUUCUGGGGUUGAAUAGGGUGAAUGGCCCGUGGAAUGCCACCAAGAUGGGCGCCGGAAUGAUUGUCGGGGUCAUCGACUCCGGCAUCAACCCCUUCCACGCUUCUUUCGACGACGCCAACAUGCCCCCGCCGCCCAAGAGAUGGCGCGGUAAAUGCGACUUCAACAAGUCGCCCGUAUGCAACAACAAGCUCAUCGGAGCCAGGAAUUUCGCUGCUUCGACUCACCUGCCCUUCGAUGUGACGGGCCAUGGCACGCAUGUGGCCAGCACGGUGGCUGGGAACUUCGUCCAAGAUGCCAACGUGAACGGCUACGCAGCAGGCGUUGCGUCUGGGGUGGCGCCACGAGCGCACCUCGCCAUCUACAAGGCGAAAUCCAAUUCGGAGCUGCUGGCUGCCGUCGACCAGGCGAUUUACGACCGUGUCGACGUGCUCUCUAUAUCUAUGGGUCUUCCGUCGGAAAGAUUCUACCACCGAAAUAGCAUCGCUGUAGGGGCUCUGGCGGCGACCGAGCACGGCAUUCUGGUCAACUGCGCGGCUGGCAACAGCGGGCCGUUCCACGCAACGCUCCAUAAUGACGCGCCAUGGGUCAUGACGGUGGCAGCGACCACGACGGACAGAGCCCUGAGUGUGGAGCUCAGGCUAGGCAACGGGGUGAUCCACCGCGGGGAAACCCUUGAUGGCCUCCACAAGUUCCCCGAUGUCUCAUUGCCCCUGGUGUUCCCCGGAGACAGCGAUAACAAUGGCGAACGGACCUGCGUGGACAGGAUGCUCGGCGGCAUCGAUGUCGCGGGGAAGAUCGUCCUGUGUGUAGGGGACGAGAUGGUUCCGCCAUCUAUCCCGGGUCAAGUCGUCGCCCGCGCAGGCGCCGCGGCCAUGAUUCUAGCCAACUCCGCCUCCAGAGGAUACACGAUCCUGGUGGAUCCCAGCGAUCUUCCGACGGUGAGGAUCUCCCACUCCGACGCCCAGGAGAUCAUCUCUUACCUGAGAUCUUUCCCCAACCCCGGAGUUCGGCUUAUUCCGAGGGGUACCAUGUACGGCCUACUCCCUUCCCCCGCAGUGGCGCACUUCUCUUCGAGAGGCCCCAGCACGGUAAACGGCGGCGUUGUAAAACCAGACAUCCUGGCGCCGGGGGUCAACAUCCUCGGCGCGACUCUCUCGGGCUCGUCCUUCGCUGUCAUGUCCGGCACCUCCAUGGCGGCGCCACACGUCUCUGGAGUCGCGGCCCUGAUCAAGGCCGCCCACCCUCGCUGGUCUCCCGCCGCUAUCAAGUCGGCGAUGAUGACGACGAGCUACGCUCGCGACAAAUCGGGCAGUUGGCUCACCGAUCAGACAGGCAACAAGGCGAGCAUCUACGCGACCGGCGCCGGACAUGUAAAUCCGCUCAGAGCCAGCGACCCAGGUCUCGUCUACGACAUCGACCCGAGGGACUACGUCGGCUACCUCUGCGGCGUCGGCUACGGCGACGACGAGGUGAGCAUCGUCGCUCGCCGGACCGUCAACUGCGCCGCCGUCAAGACGAUCACGGCGGAGCAGCUGAACUACCCGAUCAUCGCCAUGACGAUUUGGAGCGGUUGGCCACAGAACGUGUCUCGAACCGUCACCAACGUGGGGCAGUCCCCGGCGAUGUACACGGUGGCGGUGGACAUGGCCGCCUGCGUAGAGGUGACGGUGACGCCGAGCACGCUGUCCUUCACGAGGCCCAACCAGAGGAUGACCUUCACGGCGACCUUCACGCCGGUGGGCCGGUUUAUCCCAGGGAUGACGUUCUCGGGGGAGCUCCGGUGGGUCUCCGCCAGCCACGUCGUCAGGAGCCCCUUGUCUGUUUUCUUCUCCUGA
Molecule: messenger RNA, 2229 nt
Organism: Spirodela intermedia
Lineage: Eukaryota; Viridiplantae; Streptophyta; Magnoliopsida; Alismatales; Araceae
Source: the annotation of a GenBank genome assembly